Messenger RNA from Capronia epimyces CBS 606.96, 1614 nucleotides. RefSeq lists its product as uncharacterized. Gene Ontology annotation, biological process: steroid metabolic process. Gene Ontology annotation, cellular component: membrane; cytoplasm. The record is from RefSeq and is a predicted model, not a curated record. Bases 1 to 1614 code for a protein of 537 amino acids. Gene Ontology annotation, molecular function: FAD binding; Delta24(24-1) sterol reductase activity. The transcript has a single exon. NCBI's taxonomy places the organism in Eukaryota, Fungi, Ascomycota, Eurotiomycetes, Chaetothyriales, Herpotrichiellaceae.
AUGGUGUACAUAUCGAGUGAUGGCCAAAGGAGACCUUCACUGAGCAAGCAUGGAGCCGCUGUUUCCCAGUUGUCGGAGCAGAUCGCCGACUUCCACAAACAAAGAAUCCCAUUCCGCAUAUACCACGGCAACACCAACUCCACACGGCCCAGUGUCCGCACGCGCUCUGCGACCGUCGACACCUCAUCACUUAACAACAUUAUCUCCUUGUCUGUGUCAAAACAGAUAUGUCUCGUUGAGCCGAACGUACCGAUGGACGCUCUCGUCGCGGCAACAUUGCCUCAUGGCCUCCUACCGCCCGUGGUGCCUGAGUUCCCAGGUAUAACUGUUGGUGGCGGGUAUGCCGGGACGGCAGGAGAGAGUAGCAGUUUCAAGCACGGCUUCUUCGACCGGGCGGUCGAGUGGAUCGAAGUGAUUCUGGCGGAUGGAGAGGUGGUUACCGCUUCCAGCUCUGAAAGACAGGACCUAUUUUACGGGAUGCCGGGGACGUUUGGCACGUUGGGUGUCACGACCUUGUUCGAGAUCCGGCUGAUACCAGCCAAGCAGUUUGUUGAGCUGUCGUACCUUCCGGUCGACUGCAUCCAACAAGCGCAACAAGUGCUGAAGCAGGUCAUAGAUGAAAAUAAAGCCGAUUUUCUUGACGGAAUCAUGUUCACUCCCCAGGUAGGCGUUGUCAUGGUCGGCCGGUUCGCGGAGCGGGUUGAACAGAACAAGAGUCUCCCUAUCGUGACAUUCACCAAGCCGUGGGACCAGUGGUUUUAUCUACAUGCGGAGGAGAUGACGAAGGACCACCACCACCACCACCACCACCAGCAGAUCACGGGGACGGAACUCAGGCUCAACGCAGCGAGCAAAACUGGCAACUCCCCCGUCUCGCGAGACUUGAUUCCUACCACAGACUACCUCUUCCGGUAUGACCGUGGUGCGUUCUGGACAGGGCGGUAUGCUUUCACUUACUUCCUGACUCCAUUCACCCGCUUCAUGCGCUGGCUGGGUGACACGUACAUGCACACGCGCGUCAUGUAUCACGCCUUGCACCGGUCGGGGUUGAUGCAGAGAUUUAUCAUUCAGGACAUGGCCCUGCCGAAUGGCAACGUCCCAAAAUUUUCCGCCUGGCUAGACGGAGAGCUGCCUCACAUCUACCCCCGCUGGCUCUGUCCACUCAAAAUGGAAGCAGAUAUCCCGAACAUGCACCCGCACAUCCCAAGAUCGUCAGAGGGGACCCGAAGCGACGACUCUGUUCUGAAUAUUGGCGUGUGGGGCCCCACGCCGCGAUACAUGCACCAGGUCACCGUCAACAGACGCAUCGAGGCCCAGCUGAGGUCGCUACAGGGAAUGAAAUGGCUGUAUGCACAGACCUUUUACACCGAGGACGAGUUUUGGGAGAUUUAUGACAGGAAGUGGUACGAAACAAUGCGGGAAAGGUACAACGCCCAAGGGCUGCCGAGCGUGUAUGAGAAAGUCCGGACCAGAUUCGACGUCGAUGCCAAUGGCACCGUGGUCGGCGAUGUGAGGCUCGGUAUCGAAAAAGGGUUCUGGAGCGUCUGGCCCUUUGCGGGCAUUUAUGGUGUCUUGAGUACGUUCAAAGGCGGUGAUUAUCUGAGGAAACGGUGA